Neurospora tetrasperma FGSC 2508 is the source of this 626-nucleotide messenger RNA. RefSeq lists its product as uncharacterized. Gene Ontology annotation, cellular component: cytoplasm. NCBI's taxonomy places the organism in Eukaryota, Fungi, Ascomycota, Sordariomycetes, Sordariales, Sordariaceae. The transcript has 3 exons. The record is from RefSeq and is a predicted model, not a curated record. Bases 75 to 584 code for a protein of 169 amino acids.
AACAUCACCACCAACAUCACCAUACAUACAGUCACCACACCACAGCAAUUUGAAUACGAAAAACACCGCCCACCAUGUCUGUCACUACCCAGGUUCCCAAGGACUUUGACGCUGAGAAUGCGGACAACUUUGAGGAUAUUGAGAAGCAGUUCGCCGUCAAGGCCGUCCAGCAGAUGGCGACGUACUGGGCCAUUCUCGAAAAGGUGCCCGGCUCCAAGCUGCGCCUGACCAAGAUGGACGACGACAUCUUCGAGCACCUCAAGAGGGACUUCCCCGAGUUCGACCCCGCCGAGCCCAUCAACGAGGACGAGAUGAAGAGCAAGACGGGCAAGGAGAGGUGGCGCACCUUUAUGAUGGCCUACGACAAGAAGAUUGACGACUACAACUUCGGCACCCUGCUGCGGGCCUCCCCCAAGACCGAGUACGGCGAGAAGGAGACCAUUUUUGUGCCGCGCAUGCAGUUUUAUGCCGUCGAGAUUGCGAGAAACCGCGCCGGCCUCAACGACUGGAUCUACGAGGAGGCGGAAAAGGAGAGGCAAAAGGCCAAGGGCAACACCCAGGGCAGCAGCAGCAGCAGCGCAUAGGAUACCAACCAUCGAGCGAAUACAAAGUGAAUUUCUCUGCAA